AUCAUUUUUGAAGAUCUUCCUUUUACAAUUAUUGAAGGACGCUUUAAAUCAAUGAUUAAAAAGGCUUUAGGAUUUAAAGUUGUUUCUGCAGAUACAAUUAAACGUGAUAUUUUACAAAAAUAUUCACAAAUCCAUGAUUAUAUUC
Racocetra fulgida is the source of this 145-nucleotide messenger RNA. NCBI's taxonomy places the organism in Eukaryota, Fungi, Glomeromycota, Glomeromycetes, Diversisporales, Gigasporaceae. The record is from the annotation of a GenBank genome assembly.